Molecule: messenger RNA, 1265 nt
Organism: Octodon degus (degu)
Lineage: Eukaryota; Metazoa; Chordata; Mammalia; Rodentia; Octodontidae
Gene: Slc35b1
Product: solute carrier family 35 member B1
Exons: 9
Coding region: 42-1121 (359 amino acids)
Biological process (GO): UDP-galactose transmembrane transport
Cellular component (GO): Golgi membrane; endoplasmic reticulum membrane
Molecular function (GO): UDP-glucose transmembrane transporter activity; UDP-galactose transmembrane transporter activity
Source: RefSeq, a predicted model, not a curated record
GGCUGCUAGGCCCUACCGAGGGGCGGUCGCAUGCAGCUCCUAUGAGGCCCCUGCCGCCGGCCGGCGAUGUCCGCCUGGAGCUGCCCCCGCUGCCGCCGCCGCUCCCGCUGCAGGCAGUGAGCGGGUCUCCGGUCGGCUCGUCUGGGCGUCUCAUGGCCUCUAGCAAAUCCCUGGUGCCCGACCGGCUGCGCCUGCCGAUCUGUUUCCUGGGUGUCUUUGUCUGUUAUUUCUACUAUGGGAUCCUGCAGGAAAAAAUAACAAGAGGAAAAUAUGGGGAGGGAGCCAAACAGGAGACGUUCACUUUUGCCUUAACUUUGGUCUUCAUCCAGUGUGUGAUCAAUGCGGUGUUUGCCAAGAUCUUGAUCCAGUUUUUUGACACUGCCAGGGUGGACCGUACUCGGAGCUGGCUCUAUGCUGCCUGUUCUGUCUCCUAUCUGGGUGCCAUGGUCUCCAGCAAUUCAGCACUACAGUUUGUCAACUACCCCACUCAGGUCCUUGGUAAAUCCUGCAAGCCCAUCCCAGUCAUGCUCCUUGGGGUGACCCUCCUGAAGAAGAAGUAUCCCCUGGCCAAGUACCUCUGUGUGCUGCUAAUUGUGGUGGGCGUGGCCCUUUUCAUGUACAAACCUAAGAAAGUAGUUGGGAUGGAAGAACACAUGGUCGGCUAUGGAGAGCUGCUCCUGCUGUUGUCUCUGACCCUGGACGGACUGACUGGCGUUUCCCAGGACCACAUGCGGGCGCAUUACCAAACAGGCUCCAACCACAUGAUGUUGAACAUCAACCUUUGGUCCACGUUGCUGCUGGGAGCUGGAAUCGUGUUCACUGGGGAGCUCUGGGAGUUCUUGAGCUUCGCCGAAAGGUACCCAGCCGUCAUCUACAACAUCCUGCUCUUUGGCCUAACCAGUGCCCUGGGCCAGAGCUUCAUCUUCAUGACAGUUGUGUAUUUUGGCCCCCUGACCUGCUCCAUCAUCACCACGACCCGCAAGUUCUUCACGAUCUUGGCUUCUGUGAUCCUCUUUGCCAACCCCAUCAGCCGCAUGCAGUGGGUGGGCACCGUGCUUGUGUUCCUGGGUCUCGGGCUCGAUGCCAAGUUCGGGAAGGGAGCGAAGAAGACCUCUCACUAAGAAGAGAAACUACCUCCACUCUAGAAUGCUUGGGUUAACGUCCCCGGAAGCACCAGCUCCUGGGAAAGUGGACCCAGUAGUGAUACAGGACUGGGUUCCAGUCUUCUUCUUUUUUUUAAAUCAAAGGAAGCAAAAUCACAUAUU